UGAUGGCAAUGUACGAUUGCGCCUACACCUUACUGUAAAGAUCUUGGUUUGUUUUUGUUCUGUCCCAGGAUUUACUAUUAGAGCCGCAUAUAGGUUAUUGCUAUGCGAAAGCGAAGCCGUUUUUCGACCCAAGUCCAGUCUCAUGAGUUUGCUGCACUCGAGUCUCGCCAUCCCUAUGGAGCUUUGCCAGGCGGAAAUCGCUUUCUCCAACAUGUUGUCAGUGACAAAUCGACCAAAAACAUUGGUCCUUCUGAUUUGUUGACGGACACGUGCUGGGAUAAUGUUUUGGGAUUUUGCGAUGGUGCCGAGCUCGGGAAGGUAGUUCAAACUUGUCGCUAUUUGUAUGUCGCGGGGUACCAGCCUGAGUUGUGGAGAGAUCUUGUCCUUCGAAAAUUGGGUACAAACCGGUUACAAGAAUUUCGUUCAAGUUGGAGGGACACUUUUGUUGCUCUGUAUUGCCCUUCCGCAAAAGAUUCUAGUCACGUACCGAUGAGAAUGCCGGGCAUCUAUUCAGACGUGUUCUACAGGCUGCAUUCGUGUAGGGCGUUUGCGUUACCCCUUGCAUGGAUGGAUGCUAAUUACGGAACCGUUCCUCGUAUCUCAAUUGAAGACAUGACCUCAAAGGUAUUCACCAACAAUUAUGAGGAACCCAACCAGCCAGUUUUGAUUACUAAGGCGGCCAAGAGUUGGAAGGCCUUCGAUAAAUGGCAGGAUUUGGGCUAUCUUCUGAACGAAACGAAAGGGAGCUCGUUUCGCGCCACUAGUGGAUUGGCCCCGCUUCCUGUGGACUUUAGCUUAAAGGCUUAUUUGGAUUACGCGACGUUGGAGAACCUCGAAGAGGCGCCACUCUAUCUCUUUGAUCGGACUGCCCUUCAGCCGGGCUCGCACCUUUGGAACGACUACAUGGCGGACCUCCGAGUGACAUGCCCUUGGUGGGACCCGAAGUCGAACGAAAAUGAACACGACCUCUUCAAGGUUCUCGGUGAAGGUCAACGGCCGGAUCACACUUGGUUGAUCAUUGGUCCGCGACGUAGCGGGUCUGUCUUUCACAUUGAUCCAAACGGGACGCAUGCUUGGAAUGCAGCCAUUGUCGGCCGGAAGCGAUGGAUUUUUUAUCCGCCUGGGGCGACUCCACCAGGAGUGUAUCCUUCAGAAGAUGGGGACGAAGUGGCAUUACCACUGUCUCUCGGAGAAUGGCUUUUUCAAUUCUGGGAUGAACAUGUUGAACGAAUGCAAUCGGCGCCGCCGCACGAACGUCCACUGGAAUGUACUGCAAUGCCGGGAGACGUAAUGUUUGUUCCCCACGGAUGGUGGCAUGCAGUCAUCAAUCUUGACAAAAUUAAUGUGGCAAUUACACACAACUACGUGUCCGGGAGUAAUCUUGGGAACGUGCUCAGAUUUUUGAGUAAAAAGGAAAAUCAGAUUAGUGGUUGCCGUGACAGGUUGGAAAGUAUUAAACCGGAUCGGCUGUACCACGAAUUUGUCACUAGCCUCGAUAAGUAUCGGCAUGACCUUCUGCAGCGAGGUUUAUCCCAAAAAGAUUGGACUUGUCAAGCUUGGCGGAAUACAACCACCAAUGAGAUCAAACGAAGCGGUCGAAAGCGUCGUAAAGCAGAAGUCGCCAAAUCGGAACGAAAUAUAACGGAGAAGGCGAGCCUUAUGGCCAGAGCCAAAACAAAGGAGCCUUCUUUCAGCUUUUCCUUUCUUUAG
Phaeodactylum tricornutum CCAP 1055/1 is the source of this 1710-nucleotide messenger RNA. RefSeq lists its product with no specific name. The coding region runs from base 103 to 1710 and encodes 535 amino acids. The record is from RefSeq and is a predicted model, not a curated record. Gene Ontology annotation, cellular component: nucleus. Gene Ontology annotation, molecular function: cis-regulatory region sequence-specific DNA binding; protein binding. Lineage: Eukaryota; Bacillariophyta; Bacillariophyceae; Surirellales; Neidiaceae. The transcript has a single exon.